Strongyloides ratti is the source of this 264-nucleotide messenger RNA. RefSeq lists its product as hypothetical. The record is from RefSeq and is a predicted model, not a curated record. The transcript has a single exon. The coding region runs from base 1 to 264 and encodes 87 amino acids. Lineage: Eukaryota; Metazoa; Nematoda; Chromadorea; Rhabditida; Strongyloididae.
AUGUUACCAUCUAAAGGAGAAGAUAAUGAUCAUAUAUUAUUAAAUAAAAAGAUGUUAUUUAAUGGAAUAACAACUAAGAAUAGUUAUGUUAGAAAAUUUGAACCAUAUUUUAAUAGUAGAACUGAUGCUCUUACAAAAAAUACACAAAUUGGAAAAUUAAAUAAGUAUGAUCCAUAUUUUUUACUUGCUGAAAUUUCUAGACAAAAUAAUUUAUUGAGAAAUAAAUCAAAAUAUAGUAGAAAACAUUAUUUUAUAACUAAUUAA